AUGGCGCCUCUACCCCCAAAGCCACACUCAAAAAACCGCCUUGAGCAGCAGCAGCUGCCGCACAUCUAUGCUCGGUAUUCGCCGCUGUCUGUUUCCGCUGUCUUCUUUGUUCUGGCAGUUGCUGCUAUCCCGAUCGGCGUCGUCGUAAUUGUGAGCGGGGAUCUAACGACACGACUUGAUUUUCGCUACGAUCAUAUCAACAGCUAUAAGUUUGUAAUGGGGGCAGCUGACGAGUACGCCGUUAAUUUUCCAUUCAAUGGCACCACCUACUCUUCCGGUGUCAAAACGCGACUCAUGUUCUCUUUGUCUCAGAGUCUAACAGCUCCGGUGUACAUGCAGUAUCGCCUCACCCCAUUCUUUCAAAACUACCGCUACUUUACCGCAUCCGUAGACUACGUGCAGCUUAGCGGUAGAGGGUCUGCAGGUUCAACGCUGUGUGCCCCAUUCCGCUUUCCUGGAGAGGCAACUGGCGAUCAAGUCUCCGGCUACUAUAACCCGUGUGGUGCCUACCCGUGGGCUAUAUUCAAUGACAGCAUCAGUCUGUAUAGGAUCGACGGCACACUCAUCUGCGACGGUAGCGCCUUCACGGCCAACGGAACGAGUCUGGCGCCAAAUAACAAGUGUGUGAAGUCUGGCAUCGCUCGUCCAAGUGACGUCAAAGCGAGAUACAGGCCUCCGAGCGAGAUACCCGGCAACGGUCCGAUGUGGAGUGCUGGCGGUAACACCUCAGCCACUGAUCCAUAUCUCCGAGAGGGCUACUACUACAAAGAGCCUGGGCACAAGAUCCCACUCAGCACUGAUGAAGACUUGAUAGUGUGGCUGGAUCCGGCCUUCACGUCUGAUGUGACGAAAAAUUACCGUAUUCUCAACGUCGAUUUGCCGGCCGGUGACUAUUACUUCGAGAUUACGGAGCAAUACCCGACUGCGCCAUACGCAUCGCAGAAGUUUGUGCAACUCGCGACUCGAUCAUGGAUCGGGGGUAGAAACCAUGUUCUCGGCUCUCUGCUGAUAAUCAUGGGUGGCAUGGCCUUUAUCAUAGCAGUGACACUUCUUUCAAUGAAAUGCUUGAUCAUGCAAGGGUAUACACAGUAG
Molecule: messenger RNA, 1092 nt
Organism: Leishmania major strain Friedlin
Lineage: Eukaryota; Euglenozoa; Kinetoplastea; Trypanosomatida; Trypanosomatidae
Exons: 1
Coding region: 1-1092 (363 amino acids)
Cellular component (GO): Golgi apparatus; endoplasmic reticulum; plasma membrane
Source: RefSeq, a predicted model, not a curated record